AUGGCACUGGCCAUGCCGCGCUCUGCUUCAAUUGUGUACCUCAGAACUCUGCGGUUUUUUUUUGACCAGAUGCUUGCCGAAUCCCAGAGUGCUUGA
Molecule: messenger RNA, 96 nt
Organism: Parastagonospora nodorum SN15
Lineage: Eukaryota; Fungi; Ascomycota; Dothideomycetes; Pleosporales; Phaeosphaeriaceae
Exons: 2
Coding region: 1-96 (31 amino acids)
Source: RefSeq, a predicted model, not a curated record